CGGCGGUAGUUUUGUUGUGAUCGAAGAUGAGCAUAAAGAAUAAUUUUUUUAUUUUCACCAUCGUAUUUAAAAAAUGGAAUCUAAAAGAGCAGCUGAGCAGUCUUUUCUACGACCACCCUUUCCAGUUGAUUUGGUUGAAACUGGUUUGCGCCAGAAAAAGAGUUUGUUAUGCGUAGCGAAAGCAAAAAGUAAGUUUUUCAUUGCUGUCAAACUUGUUGAAGAAGUUAAAAGACGAAGCUCUCCAGGGAAAACAGCUCUUGUUUUAUCAGAAAAUAUCGAAGGCGAUUUUGUUAAAGAAUUCUCCAGAGCAGUGGAUUUACAGACUGAUCUCAAAAGAAUAAGCUUAGAAGAUGUCAGAAACAAAACAGCUUCAGAUAGUCUUGAUGCUAAUGUACUUGUAACCACUAUACAAGGCACUGUUGACCUCUUUGAGUCAAAUAUAUUGUCUGUAGAAAAAGUAAAUUUGGUCAUCAUAGAUGACUGUCUUAUAGAAAAUGACGUAGUCAUCUUUGAUCGUGAUGAGGUCUAUUUUUAUCUUCCACCUUUUCUCAGUGUUAUUGAACUUCUAACAUCACAUGAACAAAUGCCGCAGCCAAUCAUAAUUGGUCUUUUGUCAGAUCUCCCUGUCUCUUCUCCUGAAAAGAUUGAGUCCAUGCUACCAGCAACAGAAUUGGCCUUUGGGUGCUCUUUUUCAGUAUCAAGUGAUUUGGUAGCUAUGAACAGAUUUGGAGAACAACCUCAAGAAAAACUCAUAAAGUGCUCUGUUCUAGCCGAUGAAGCUGAAAAAGUUAAACAAAUAUUCACUAUCGUAAUGUCUACACUUAGUAACUUUUUACUAAUACAUGAAGAGAGCCAGCUAGUGAGAAUAAGGCGGCAGUGUGUACUUUGUUAUAAGAUCCUUGGACACUUUGGUUGCUACGCCGCCAUAUAUCAUGCAAGAUUAAUCAUGAGAGAAAUCUCAAAGCUGAAAAAAAAAGUCAGUGAGUUAGAAAAGCCACAUCUUUUACGCUGUGAGACCCAACUACAAUCACUGUUGCAGUAUAGCAAGAAGGAUGAAAUACCUGAUAUCACUCCCCUGGUGAAAAAUAUUCUUACAAGUUUGUCAUAUUUGAAACCUAAGUCUACUUCAGGCUCAAAAACAACCUAUUUGUCAACUAGUAAUGAAAAUGAUGACACUGCAUCAUCUUUUAAGGUUGCAAGUAACACUAAUGAAGGUCGCCAUGGUGAUAAUCCAGUCAGUAUAAUUUUGUGCUUUUUAGAUCAAGAAGCCAUGGUAUUGAACCUCCUGUUAAAUACGCUGGCAAAAACCAAUCCCGAAAUGGCUUUCCUUCGCAGUCGACAUAUCUCAAGUGCAAUGAUCAAACCGAAUGACAUGAGUACAGACWUCGACACAGAUGAAAGAAUCAAUGAAGACAUCAUAAGACUUAUUUGUGAUGGACAAGUUAACAUUGUGGUCACUAGUCCAGAUAUGGAGAAUGAUAUUUAUCUUGGACAGUGUAAACAAGUGAUAAGGAUUGGCAUUCCUCAAGACUAUCUGUCGUAUGUUAGAGUCAAAAAUAUACCAAGGAUGGCUCAUGCUCAAUUCAUUAUUCUUGAAUCAGAAGACAAGGAUAAUGGGAAUAGUAUGCUGCGAUACAAUGCUUUUAAACAGACAGAAGGUAUCUUGACAACAAGAUGUUCAUCACAUCAAACUGUCCCUAAGCCUGAUGUAUUGUCAUUAGAUCUAGCUGACUGUUCACUGAAUGGAGAAGACAGGCCCUGUAUUGAUGCUAAUGAUGCUAUUGCACUUAUUAACAGGUAUUGCAAAGCAUUUCCUAGUGAUGGUUUCGGCUGUGCUGUCCCUCGAUGUCGCGAGAAGCUGAUCAAGGAAAAAGAUCAGACCCGUGUCGUAUCCAAGUUGUACUUACCUCGACAUUCUCCUGUAUUCUGGUCGUUCAAGGGUACAGCAACUAUUCCUAGAAAACAAUCUAAACGACCAGCUACACCUGAGGAAUUGGCCAAGGCUCGCAUUGAAAGCAAGACGCGUGCAGCAUUACUAGCCUGUCAAGCACUGCUUGAUGUAGACGAAAUGAACGACCAACUGGAACCUACGAUAAGACACACCAAUGUCUCUCUAAAAAAAGCUGAUGAAAAAUGUGAUGGUGAAGUUGCUGAUGGAGGUCAGGGUGUUGAGGGGUCGGCAAAGAGACGAAGAGCCUAUCACAAGAAGUUUGCAACCGUCUUGACGAAGAACCUUGCAGUAGCUGAAGAGCCAGUCUACGUGUAUAGUAUAACAGUGGCAGUAAAUAAGCUCGCUAGACAUGAGGGUAAAGUACGAUCUUACAAUGUCCCAUCUACAGAUGUCUCAAGUGUCUCACUGGGUUUUCUAUCGAGAAAUCGACUUCCGAAGCUGCCAAACUUCGUCCUCUUCAGCAAAGCCGGCGAGUUAAAGGUAUCAAUCACUGAAUGCCUAAGCACAACUACCCUGAGCCCCGAACAGUUAGCACUGGUCCAGCGGUUCCACCAGUAUGUCUAUGCUCACAUCAUUAACAUUAAUGGAGAGAAUGAAGAGCAAUGCUUUCGCUUUGAUCCUGAAGAACAAUCCUUUGGGUGCUAUCUUGUGCUCCUCAGUGGGUUAUCAGUGGAUCCAGAACCAAGUAGUGUUAAAUACAGUAGCGAAUCAAUGAAGGAGGUCAAAGAGGGCACUGAAUAUGACUUAACUUUACAAAGCUGCAAGGAAAGGACUAAUGACGAAAGUGAAACCCAACGAUCCUCUACAGAAGAGCUUGGGAAUACUUUAAGAGCAGACACUCAAGACACCGCACAUGAGAACAGAGCUGAGAAUUUAACAAUUGCAUUUGAUUUUCUUGAAGACUUAGAAAAACAGCUUGGAGACUUCAGGAAUCCCCAGCACCCUUCAGUAACAGAGACAAGAAAUUAUGAAAUAUUUCGAAAUCGAGUUGUCACCGCGACUUACAUGGCCAAACCAACGAGUUACUUUGUUGCGGAUAUCUGYUACGACAUGACUCCCUUGUCACCGUUCCCGGAUCCCUCGGUUGCUGCUACUUUUGCGGAGUAUUACAAAGAGAGGUAUGAUGUAGUGCUGCGUGAAGAUCAGCCUCUACUCACCAUGGACUGCAUUAGUAAGAGGCAACUGAAUUUACUGUCAUCUCGUUAUCAGGAUACUAAAGGGAAAAACCUUGCCCUUCCUGAUAAAAACUCAAAGAGGAGUCAAAGAUCAAAGAUCAAUCUGAUACCACAGCUUUGUUCAAUCCACCCCAUAUCAGCUUCGCUCUGGCAACAAAUGUUGUAUAUCCCAUCCAUAAUGUACCGACUGGAGUGCCUUCUAGUCGCGGAAGAGUUAAGACAUACUAUAGCCCUUCAAACAGGAAUCGGAAGCAUUGAAUAUCCAGGUGAUGACCUUCCUUUGUUAGCUACUGGAGAGUCAGUUGGAGAAAACAGUACUGAAGGCUUGUUUGAGGAGAGCAAUUCAGAACGAAGCAAGCAGGAACAAACUGAGGUGCCUAAAGACCGACCAGAGCCUUCCAGGAAGAAAGAAACUGAGGUGCCUAAAGACCGACCAGAUUCUUCCAGGAAGGAACAAACUGAGGUGCCUAAAGACCGACCAGAGCCUUCCAAGAAGGAAGAAACUGAGGUGCCUAAAGACCGACCAGAUUCUUCCAGGAAGGAACAAAUUGAGGUGCCUAAAGACCAACCAGAGCCUUCCAGGAAGGAAGAAACUGAGGUGCCGAAAGACCGACCAGAGCCUUCUAGGAAUGGACAAGCUGAGGUGCCUAAAAACCGACCAGGACCUUCUGCGACUCUUUUCCUGCGAGCCUUAACUUGUCUUGGCGCUUGUGAUGUGUUCUCGCAUGAACGACUAGAGAUGUACGGAGACGCCCUUAUCAAACAUUCUGUUUCCUUGAACUUGUACCACGAAUGUCCUUUCUCAAACGUGGGUCAAAUAUCGUUCCUAAGAGGGCUACAUGUUAGUAACAGGCAGCUGUUUUACCUUGGGCGCGCACUGGACUUACCAUCAUAUAUCUGUAAUGUACCCUUUAAGCCUUUGGUCAAUUGGCAUCCUCACGGAUUUACUGCGCUAUCGUGUGCUAAAACCCAGGCGAGAUAUCUGGAACUGAACGCUGCAGAACAAGGGAUUGACUUGAGUGAUAAUGAAGAUGAGAAAAGUGAGAAAGACGAAGCAGCUUGUGUGAAACCCGGACAAGCAGCAUUGAUUGAUGGUCAGAAUCACGUGGUUGUGUCAGACAAGACUGUAGCUGAUGCAACUGAGGCGAUCAUUGGUGCGUAUUUGGUCACGUGUGGAUUUAAUGAUGCUCUUCGGCUCAUGAAAUGGAUUGGUUUAGACGUACGGACUAAGAAACCCCAAGAGAACAUAUCAUCCACGUCAACGAUGUCUACACCAGAGUAUGUAGAUGAGCAAGAAACAUCUGACUUUGAUGAAGAAUUUUUUGACAACUCCUUGCGUCUUAGUAAGGAAAGCCUAGAUGUUGAGUUCAAAGAGAUUGAAGAGGUCUUAGGGUACACCUUCAGAGACAAGCUUCUUCUCCUUCAAGCGUUCACGCACGCUUCUUACCCACGUGACUUCAUUCACGUGCGUACAAGCUACGAACAUCUUGAACUUCUUGGAGAUGCCGUGUUAGAUUAUUUGAUUACUCGUUAUUUAUACUACACUCAGCGAACCAUGGCUCCUGGUGCUUUAACAGACCUGAGGUCAGCGGUUGUCAACAGUUACAGCUUUGCUUUCUUGGCGGUCAAGUACGGCUUCCAUAGGCAUCUGCGAUCAUUAUCGCCAGCGGUUUUUAAGCUGGUGAAUAAGUUUGUGGUCGUUCAGGAUGGUAUGAUGAAGAAGGAGAUGAAAGAAAAUCCCGACCAGAUUUUCUCCAGUGUGUUUAUUCCCAUGGAUGAUGAAGCAGGAGAAGGCGUUGAGGUUCCUAAAGUCUUGGCAGAUCUGUUCGAGUCGGUCAUCGGUGCUGUUUUUAUUGAUUGUGGUCAAGAUGAAGAGAAGACCUGGGAUGUGGUAUAUCCUUUGUUACAAGCUACUUUAGAGCAUUAUUCCAUCCACCUGCCUGUGUCACCAGUCAGACAGCUACAGGAGAUGUUACCAUCAUCUGUGUCCUUACUAUCUAUGGAUCGUAGCGUAGCUGGUAAAUACACUUGUACACUGCUUGUUCAAGGAAUUGGUAAAUUCAAGGGAACUGGUAGAAAACCCAAGAUUGCAAGGUCAACAGCCGCCCAACGAGCACUGGCUCAUAUACAGUCACAAAGUGGAAAAGCGUCCACUAAAAACACAUAGAACAUUAGUAUCUUCCUAAACUCUCGUGUUUUCAUUAUUUUAUAUGUCUUCUGAAUAUCACUAACCCCAUGAUGAGGAAUUCUUAUAGGGUUAAAAAUAGGGUCAUUUUUAGCCGAAAAGCUAACUAAAAAGCUACUAUAUUACUUGGUUUUGAUCGAUUUUGGGUGCUUUUUCUCACCAUUUUAAAGACAUUUUCUAUCAAGCAUAUGAAAAGGGAAAUUUUUGACCAAACGCAUGGCCUAUAACCCAUAAUUUUCAUCAAUAUCGAGUGUUUUCCACACCUUUUAAAUCAAUAAAUAACAGUAAAUAAAUAAGUAAUGGGAUUAACA
Molecule: messenger RNA, 5622 nt
Organism: Actinia tenebrosa (Australian red waratah sea anemone)
Lineage: Eukaryota; Metazoa; Cnidaria; Anthozoa; Actiniaria; Actiniidae
Product: endoribonuclease Dicer
Biological process (GO): siRNA processing; pre-miRNA processing; apoptotic DNA fragmentation
Cellular component (GO): cytoplasm; nucleus
Molecular function (GO): protein binding; RNA binding; ribonuclease III activity
Source: RefSeq, a predicted model, not a curated record